Messenger RNA from Neoarius graeffei (lesser salmon catfish), 2499 nucleotides. RefSeq names its product NADPH oxidase organizer 1b (gene noxo1b). The coding region runs from base 45 to 1430 and encodes 461 amino acids. Gene Ontology annotation, biological process: superoxide anion generation. The transcript has 8 exons. NCBI's taxonomy places the organism in Eukaryota, Metazoa, Chordata, Actinopteri, Siluriformes, Ariidae. The record is from RefSeq and is a predicted model, not a curated record. Gene Ontology annotation, molecular function: superoxide-generating NADPH oxidase activator activity; phosphatidylinositol binding; protein binding.
AACACUGACAUCCUGUUUAUGACCAACAUCCUGCGCACAUCACAAUGGGUGAUCCUCGCUAUCCUAUGCACGUCCGGAUACUCGGUAUAAUAUGCAAAGGCAACAGCAAAUUAUAUAUGGCGUCUGUGCUGUGGUCGGAUCAGACCGAUGUGGUUGUGUACAGGUCCUUCCGAGACUUCAAACAACUUCACAAGCAGCUAAAGAAGAAAUUUCCACUGGAGAACCCGUUUCGCCCCCAGGACCGGGUGCUGCCCAGAUUCGGAGGUUUAGUGAUGAAGCUGAAUCUCCAGAUUAAGAUUCCGGCUCGGUGUGUAUAUCGAGUCAAGGCUCUGGAGCGCUACUGCACUGCGCUGCUGCGCUGCGAACCCAGCGUCUCUCAGUCCUCCGACCUCAUUCACUUCUUUAUUCCCAAGGAAGAAGAGCUGCAUCCUGAGUUUACACAGAACAGCAUAUUGAUUUUUCGACCAGAAGAUGCCCUUGAUGGUCAGCCAAGCGUCGACCUGAGCAGUAAACGCUUCAGUGUUGGGAACGUGUCCCAGCCAUGUAUCACCAAACUGUAUCGGUGUUUAGCGUCAUAUGCGACUAAGGAUACCAAGAACAGAUCAUUUAGUGUGACUGUGGAUGACACACUGGAAGUACUCAUUAAAGAUCCAGCUGGAUGGUGGCUGGUAGAGAAUGAAGAGAAGCGGUUAGCCUGGUUCCCUGCUCCCUACUUACAGUUGUGUGAGGAUGAAGAUGAUGAUGAGCUUGACAGUGCAGGUGGUAAAACUCUCUACUGUGCUAUAAGGACCUACAACUCAACCAUGAAGGAUGAGCUAUCGGUGAACAUCGGAGCCGUGGUCGAGGUUAUUCAGAAGUCUGACAAUGGCUGGUGGCUCGCUAGAUAUAAUGGAAAGGCAGGUUAUGUGCCAUCUAUAUACCUGCAGCCAUACUCCAACCCUAUGUUUAGUAUGCAGAAAAAGUUGCACAGCUCCAACUUAAAUCUGUCCACUCUAUCAACUGUUCUGUCUCACCCCACCAAGAAGUCUCAAUUCCACAAGUCCCACUCUAUGGAGGUGUUAUCUGAGCCUCCAAGCCACAGUACUCCAGUCCAACGCAAUGAAUUUGACAGGUGCGAGAGCAGCUUCAGUGGUGACACCGACUUCUGCUCCAGCUCCUCUGUUUAUCAGGGCCUAAGCCUGGAUAGCUCUGAGGGGGAAGAGAACCCAAGACAGUCAGAGGAUGAUGCAGGCAGUCCUGACAGUGCUUUGUGUAUAGAGCUUCAAAGCCCCACCAAUUCAGAAACCAGCAGCCCUUGCAAACAGUACCCACAGGUCCCCCCUCGUCCACAACCCCAAGAGAUCCUCACCCGCUGUACCACCUACACCCGCAAAGCAGCCCUGGAAACCCAAGCUCGCCUGUUGAGUGAUAGAGAGGUUUUGGAAUCCUGAACUGCUCUCAUGCUGACUCAUGAUACUAUUAUUUCUGACUGGUACAGUCGUUUAUGGUUGAAUUCCUUCACAUUCAAAACAAAUUUUAAAUCAAUGAACCUGAGUACUCAAAGUAUUCUAGUUAUUGUAUGCAUGUACUAUCAUCCAUCUAGCUGAUUAUAUGCUAGUAAUGUCUACAGUAGAUGGAUAGAUGGAUAUGAAUGGAUGGCUGCAUAAAUGCUAAUCUAGUGAGAGAACAUGAAUACCUCAGUUAUUUCCACUGGUAAGACUGGUUCUAAAGAUAUGUUCAAUAAUAAUGUUUGCCUUUCUUUUUCAUAGUUACAUGUCAUGUCAUAUUAUGCCAUAUCAUAAGAGGCUUGUCAUGGUAAGAAAGCAGCCUGUUAAUUACAACCCUUGACAAAGGUGCUUGACAAAGGUUUGCCAAAGUAAUCCUGAGCACAUGUGAUUCUAUCAGUUAUAGACGAAUGCCUAUAAUAAUGCGUGGGUUUCCUCCGGGUGCUCCGGUUUCCCCCACAAUUCAAAGACAUGCAGUUAGGUUGAUGUGGGGCGGCCUUGGGCUGAGGUGCCCUUGAGCAAGGUACCAAACCCCUGACUGCUCCCCGGGCGCUCUGGGCUGCCCACUGCUCUGGGUGUGUGUACGUGUGUUCACUGCUUCAGAUGGGUUAAAUGCAGAGGAUGAAUUUCACUGUGCUUGAAGUGUGCAUGUGACGAAUAAAGGUUUCUUCUUCUUUUUUAAUUGUUUUUAAACGUUUCAGUAAUUUUCUCAUGCAGUUUUUGACAAACUGGAGAUUCUCUGCCCAUCUUUGCUACUCAAAGAUUAAGCCUUUCCUAGAUACUGAUUUUGUACCAAAUCAUGAUUACAAUCACUUGUUGACAUCACCUGUUUCAAAUCACAUCAUUUAAUUGGUUUACCUCAUUACUAGCACUAAACUGCCCUAUUCCAACUUUUUUGGAAGGUGUUACGUGCCUGAAAUGCAGGAAUGGAUGUACGGUAUAUUAACAAAUGAAAUGAAGUUGAAAACUUUGAAAUUUCUUUGGUUCAUCCUGUCUGCAAUGAAAUACAAAUCAA